UUGUAAAUUUUGCCCUAGUUUUUUUGCGCCGCUAAUUCUCAUAAAUUUGUCCUUGGCAAGUAAAUCGAUAAAAGAUAUAUUUGUUUUUUCUCGCUUAUUUUUUGAAAUUUUAUUUUUUAUAUUUUAUUCUAGCAGAAAAUCUAUUUUAAAGAUAUGGAUCCUUUUGAACUUUUGGAACCUGUUGACAUUAUUCCAAAACUUCCUGCUGAUUUAGACACAAAUUUGGCAAGUAAAAAGUGGCAGGAACGUAAAACUACAUUAGAUGCUGUUCACGAAAUUUUGUUGAAAAAUCCAAAAUUGGUUCUCAAAUCUGACGCAAAUAUUAAUUGUGCUGCUGUUGCUGCUAAAUGUCUUACAGGAAUGGCUAAAGGAUUGCGCAACAAAUUUGGACCUCAUACAGCUUCAUUAUCUCCAAUUAUAUUUGACAAAUUCAAAGAGAAGAAGCCUCAUCUUCGUGAUCCUUUGAUUGAAUUAAUUGACGCUGUUUUUGCUACCACGAAUUUAAACAAUCUCACAGCCAGUAUUUUGGAAGCAGCUAAAAAGCCCAAUCCAAGCCAGAAAUCUCAACUUGAUCAUUUCAUCUACAGAACAUUUCGGUCGCUUAACAGCAAGGAUAUUCCUAAAGGACUUUUAAAGGAUUUGGUUGCGUCAUUGACUAAUCAUGCCUCUGACUCCGAUCCUGAGGUUCGUGAUGCCUCGUGUGCUGCUUUGGGUGCUAUACAAAAAUGUAUCGGUGAAAGUGCACUUGCAGUUUUCCUAGGUGCUGAAAUUGUUAAAGAUUCCACAAAGAUGUCAAAGAUUGCUGAAUAUCGUGAAAAGGCUGUCGUUGAAGCUGAAAGUCAAAAGCAAGCCUCCGAGAAUAAUUGUGCUUCUGCAGCAUCCUCUCAACAAUGUCAACAGCAAAUAUCUACAAACACAAAUCAUCAACAACAAAGUGUCCCCGAACCACAACCACAGCAAAUUGAUCCUUUUGAACUUUUGGACCCUGUUGACAUUAUUCCAAAACUUCCGGGUGAUUUAGACACUCAAUUGGCUAGUAAGAAGUGGCAAGAAAGAAAAGCUGUAUUGGAUUUAGUUCAUGGCAUUUUGUUAGAAAAUCCAAAGUUGGCGGACAACCCGGAUUAUGGGGAUUUGAUUGAUAAGCUUACAAAGGUUCUCAAAUCUGACGCAAAUAUUAAUUGUGCUGCUGUUGCUGCUAAAUGUCUUACUGGAAUGGCUAAAGGAUUACGCAACAAAUUUGGACCUCAUACAGCUUCAUUAUCUCCAAUUAUAUUUGACAAAUUCAAAGAGAAGAAGCCUCAUCUUCGUGAUCCUUUGAUUGAAUUAAUUGACGCUGUUUAUGCUACCACGACUUUAAACAACCUCUCAGCUAGUAUUUUGGAAGCAGCUAAAAAGCCCAAUCCAAGCCAGAAAUCUCAACUUGAUCAUUUCAUCUACAGAACAUUUCGGUCGCUUAACAGCAAGGAUAUUCCUAAAGGGCUUUUAAAGGAUUUGGUUGCGUCAUUGACUAAUCACGCCUCUGACUCCGAUCCAGAAGUUCGUGAUGCUUCUUGUGCUGCAUUGGGUGCUAUACAAAAAUGUAUCGGUGAAAGUGCACUUGCAGUUUUCCUAGGUGCUGAAAUUGUUAAGGAUUCCACAAAAAUGUCAAAGAUUGCUGAAUAUCGUGAAAAGGCCAUUUCUGAAUGUCCUAGUGCCAAAAUUGAGUCUGUAAAGUCUGUCGUUGCAGCACCACCACCUCCUAAUGUCAAAAAGGCUGUUGAAAACAAAGCUAAAGUGCAGAACAAUACUACUAAACCGACAAUUGCUGCUUCUAACAAUAAACCCGAAUCUGUUCCUGAUUCUGUUGAGAAUUCUGAAGAUGAUGCCUCUACUCAAGUUCAACAAACCAACCAGAAGAAAGCUGUUAAAAAUUCUAAACAACAACAGAAACCUGAACAGCCCAAAGUUGAGCCAAAAGUUGAAGAUUCGGAACCUGAAUUUUUGUUAUUAUUUAAAAGUGAUAGGGCUUUGCGACUUAAAGAGGAAAAGGCUCUUAAGACUUUAAAAUGGAACUUUGACACACCUACGGCAGAACAUUUAGAACAAUUAACUAAUUCCUUGACUUCUGUGACAAAACCUCCGUUGACUGGACAGUUGUUUAAUAAGGAUUUUAAACAACAAAUUAAAGCUAUUGAAUAUCUUAAUGAGGUUCAUGCAGCUUCACCAGAAUGUAUUAUAAACAAUAUUGAUCUCCUUCUCAAAUGGUCAACUUUGCGUUUCUUUGAUACAAACCCUUCAGUUUUAAUCAAGGUAUUAGAAUUUAUACUUGCUGUAUUUACACAAAUGGAAGCAAUGAAUGAAGGUUUGAAUGAUUUGGAAAUGCAAUCUUUUUUGCCUUAUUUACUUUUGAAGUGUGGUGAUUCAAAAGAUUUAAUUAGAAAUCAAGUUCGUAAAAUUGUACAUGUACUCAAUUCAAUUUCUGUCCCGUCAAAAAUUUUUCCACUUAUUCUUGAUAGUUUAAAAACUAAAAAUUCGAGACAAAAAGCUGAGGGAUUGGUAAUUGCUGAUUCAUUAAUAGAGAUCAUGGGUCUUUCAAUAACAACAACACCACAAAUAACUAUGCGUACUUUUGGUGCUUGUAUUUCUGAAAGAGAUGCUGCUGUACGUAACGCGGCACUGAAUGCUAUAAUUACUGUUUAUCGAGGAAUGGGUUGUGAUCGAGACAAAAUUUUCUCUUUAAUUGGACAGCUUGGGGAAAAAGAACGCGCAAUGCUUGAUGAACGAAUUAAGCGGACAGGAGCAUUUGAUCCAAAAUCUGCAAAUCGUCCACAAACAACUCGAGAUAUGUCUACUAGCCGUCUCAACUCUAGAAUGCAAAAUUCGAGUUCACAACCAAAUUCAACAAUUAGAGCGCGUUCUGCGAGCGGACCUCGACGCCCUUUGGACUUGGCUUUACCCGGAAAUAACUCAAUGAUGUUAGCUGGAGCAGAUGAUAAUAACAACACUAAUGUUCGUGCUCCUCGUCGUUCACAUAACGUUACAGCUACGGGUCUUUCUUCUGCUCAUUCACAUGCUGCUUUAAGUUCGGCAUUGAAUCAGACUGGUGGUCGUUUUCAAUUGGAUCCUAAAUUCUUUCAAAAUGAUUUUGACGACGCUGGAAGGACUCUAGUGGUUAAUUCUGGAGGAGCAAAUCAAUCCACCAGUUUAAACUCGACAUUUACUAAAAAUGAUGUGGGGCAACCAGAACGAGGUGUUUUGGCAAAUCGAAAUGUUCAGCCAAGUGGAAGUAGUAUUGAUCAACAAGAUUUACAACCAAUUAAGCCUGUAAUUCGCCCUGUAAGCACAUUCUCCCGACGUAGUGAAUCUGUAUCUUCUAUUUCUUCGCUAGAAAGUACUGAAUAUAUUGAUCGAGCUGUUCAUAAUGUCUCUUGUUUACAAUUAAGCAUUGCUGAUGAAGCUAUUGCGCAGGUUUAAUUUUUUCUUUUUUCACAUUAAGGUUCGAUAAAAAUUCCAAUAGCUCGAAAAUACCUUAUAUUUGUUUAUUUUACAAAUAUAGCUAUUUAAAAAGCAAAAACAAGAAAGUUUACAACAAGCGGACUCGAACCACAGACCUCUGGUUUAUCCAUACCCGCCAGAUUUUUUCUAAAUUACACUUAACCAAACGAUGUAAAAAGGGAACAAAUUUUAUUUUAAGGGGCUCCACA
Messenger RNA from Meloidogyne enterolobii, 3683 nucleotides. The record is from the annotation of a GenBank genome assembly. Lineage: Eukaryota; Metazoa; Nematoda; Chromadorea; Rhabditida; Meloidogynidae.